UUUUUUUUUGUCCACACCGCGUACCACACCGAACCAUUAGACCGUAACAAGUCGUGUUUUAUUGCGUUCUUCAGUAUUUCCAAGCAAACGAAUAAAUUAAUUUACACAUUGCAGUUCUUUAAUAUCAAUUCCGCCAUGGGUAUUACUGGUUUAGCCAAACUUAUCGCAGACAUAGCGCCCAAUGCCAUCAAAGAAAAUGAAAUAAAAAAUCAUUUCGGACGAAAAAUUGCGAUUGAUGCUUCGAUGAGUCUUUACCAGUUUUUGAUUGCAGUUCGCAGUGAAGGAGCACAGCUGACUAGCGCUGAUGGAGAAACAACUAGUCAUAUUAUGGGUACUUUUUAUCGUACUAUAAGACUUUUAGAUAAUGGUAUAAAGCCAGUGUAUGUAUUUGAUGGUAAACCGCCAAAAAUGAAAUCUUCAGAAUUAGAAAAAAGAGCGGACAAAAGGCAAGAAGCACAAAAAGCAUUAGAAAAAGCAGAAGAACUCGGUAAUACUACUGAAAUUGAUAAAUUCAGUAAAAGACUUGUAAAAGUGACAUCUACUCAUACAAAUGAAUGCAAAGAAUUAUUAAAAUUAAUGGGAGUUCCUUAUGUUGAGGCUCCGUGUGAAGCUGAAGCUCAGUGUGCUGCAAUGGUAAAAGCUGGUAUAGUAUAUGCUACUGCUACUGAGGAUAUGGAUGCUUUGACAUUUGGUUCACCAGUCUUAUUGCGUCACAUGACAUUCAGUGAAGCCAGAAAAAUGCCAAUUCAAGAGUUUCAACUAGACACAGUAUUGGAAUCAAUAGAAAUGACUAAAAAUGAAUUUAUAGAUCUCUGUAUACUGUUAGGAUGCGAUUAUUGUAACAGUAUUAAAGGUAUUGGACCCAAAAAAGCUAUUGAAUUGAUUCGACAAUAUAGAUCAUUAGAAAAUAUACUGGAGAAUUUAGAUACCAAAAAGUAUCAAGUUCCAGAAGAUUGGCCAUUUAAGGAAGCUAGGCGAUUAUUUAUAGAACCAGAAAUCACGGAACCUUCAACUUUAGAAUUAAAAUGGGUAGAUCCAGAUGAAGAAGGGCUUGUAAAAUUUUUGUGUGGUAAUAGAGGGUUCAGUGAAGAAAGGGUAAGAAAUGGAGCUAAGAAACUAUUAAAAUCACGAUCUGGUACAACUCAAGGCAGAUUGGAUUCAUUUUUCUCAAUUUCUUCUACACCAAACAAACGUAAAGUUGAAGAAGCAAAAUCAGCAGCAAAUGCCAACAAAAAAUCAAAAAAGGGAAAUACUGCUAGACGUGGUCGACCCAAAUAAGCCGAUAUAAUUCUUUUUUGUAAUUUAAAAUUUAUCAAAAAUAUGAUAAACAAUAUUUUUUUCCUUUAAGGCUUAAAUUAUCUGUAUAU
Molecule: messenger RNA, 1367 nt
Organism: Sipha flava (yellow sugarcane aphid)
Lineage: Eukaryota; Metazoa; Arthropoda; Insecta; Hemiptera; Aphididae
Gene: Fen1
Product: flap endonuclease 1
Exons: 8
Coding region: 136-1278 (380 amino acids)
Cellular component (GO): nucleus
Molecular function (GO): DNA binding; RNA-DNA hybrid ribonuclease activity; 5'-3' exonuclease activity
Source: RefSeq, a predicted model, not a curated record